Messenger RNA from Lingula anatina, 1067 nucleotides. Its product is annotated as 17-beta-hydroxysteroid dehydrogenase 13-like. Gene Ontology annotation, cellular component: lipid droplet. Gene Ontology annotation, molecular function: oxidoreductase activity, acting on the CH-OH group of donors, NAD or NADP as acceptor. NCBI's taxonomy places the organism in Eukaryota, Metazoa, Brachiopoda, Lingulata, Lingulida, Lingulidae. The record is from RefSeq and is a predicted model, not a curated record.
UGGGACGUAAACAAGGAUGGAAAUGAGGCUACAGCUGAUGAGGUGCGCAAACAAGGAGGUACGGCUCACGCGUAUCUGUGUGACGUCAGCAACACUGAUGACGUAAAGCGUGUUGCUGAGAGGGUGAGGAGGGACGUGGGAGACGUCACAAUACUGGUGAAUAACGCAGGAAUACUGCAUGGGUUAGACCUCCUCCAACUAACUGAUCAACAAAUAAGAAAGACUAUAGAGAUUAACACUAUGGCACAUUUUUGGACUGUGAGGGAAUUUCUACCAAAAAUGCUUGAAUUUGACCAUGGUCAUAUAGUGACUGUAUCAUCAAUGUCUGGGUUUUAUGGGGCGUCUUACUUAGUGGAUUACAGCACCUCAAAGUAUGCCGUCCGAGGUUUCACAGAGGCCUUGGCGGAGGAGAUCAGGAGAUUGGGGAAGACGCAGAUAAAAACAACGACAGUGUUCCCCAUGUUUGUGGACACAGGACUCGUAACAGGAAUUGAUCAGAGGUUUGAAAAACAAUUAACCCCACAGCAAGUGGCUAAAGCCACAGUCAGUGGAGUUCUGAGAAACAGAUUACACGUCUUUGUGCCUAGAAAAUGUGACUUCACUGCAAGAUUAAAAAUGUUCUUACCUACAAAAGUUAUUAAUUUACUCAUUGAUUUUGGAAACAGCAAAAUUCAGCUGCAAGAAAAAAAGUCAAAAUGACAUCACUAGCGGAGGUCGCAAUCAAGAUGAACGAAAAAUAACUGAGGGUAAAUGGAAGAUGAAAGCGAAUCUUUAAUGCGAUUUUUGUUAUCUGGAAUUGCCCAUUUACUUUUCAAUGUCAUGCUAGAUUCUUUACAUAUAACCUUUUAUUCUGAUUUUUUAAAGUAACUGCCCACUGAACUUAUUUAAUUGUUAUAUCGCUUCAUAUCUAAGACAUUAUGUAUUUUAAUUUACCUUCAUGAUCAACGAUCUCCUUUUGUACAAAUUAAUCCAAUUAGGAAAAAAGAAAAUUAAUUAUUUAAACGUGUUUUCGUAGACAAUCAAAGUCAUUUUAUAGUACAAGUUACAGCGCUUAUAUAACUAAAUUG